Dendronephthya gigantea is the source of this 3003-nucleotide messenger RNA. RefSeq names its product neurexin-3b-like. The record is from RefSeq and is a predicted model, not a curated record. Lineage: Eukaryota; Metazoa; Cnidaria; Anthozoa; Malacalcyonacea; Nephtheidae. The transcript has 5 exons. Bases 422 to 2143 code for a protein of 573 amino acids.
UGGGUAUUUUUGUCACGAUUCCACACCAUAUAGGCGUUUAAUGUAGAUUCUUGCGGAACGGAUUUACGUCUGAUAUAGGCCAAAUGCGAUAGCAUCUUUGCGCAUUGUCCAAUCAAAUGGCAGCAAGAAAAGCAAUUAAACCUUGUUGGAUUUGCUUAUCUCGUUAUAAUCUUUGAUAAAUGACUGCGUAUAUAUUACUACCGAUGAGUAAAAGCCAUCUCGCGAAGGCAUCGCGGUUUAUUCACCACGAAAUGACUAAUGAUUUUGGAGUAAAGUUCCAGCGUUGAUUUCGACGAAUAUAACAAACGUGGUCGGUUCGAAUGACAUGGAGAGUACUGCAUAGCAAUCUUUAGAUUUGUUUGUUUGUAUUCAGUAAAACUAACUAAAUAUCGUGAUCCUUUGGUGUCCGAGUUUUGUAAUUAUGUCGCGAAUUACAGUGCCUGUUCUGCUACUUCUUAUAUUGCUAAACCCGUCCAAUUGUCAGAGAGAAUUGGCUUCCGUGUACACGUUUCUUAGGACGGAUACGAUAUUGCCCGGACCGUCGAUGAGUUUUAAAAUAAGCCUCGCAAGCGGGGUUUUUGAGUUCGAAUUUAAAACUUGGGUGGACCAAGCUUUGGUGCUUUAUCAAGACGACCAGGGAAUAUCAGAUCAUAUACAACUAACCAUUCAAGAAGGACGAUUAUGGUUUUCGUUUUAUGGGAGUAAAGAGAACACCAAUCCUGAAGAUAGAAUACACGGAAAAUUUACGAGCGAGAAAAAGUACAACGACUUUAGUUGGCACAACGUGCGAAUUGAACGGAAUACUUCGGUCACAAGUAUUUUUAUAAAUAAUGGAGAGGAGAGGAAAAGUUUUCAAACAAACGGUCUUUCGUCGUUUACGUCUAAUCUUACGAUCGGAGGUUUUGACCGUGAAUAUAUAAGUGAUUUGUCGAGUAACGGUAUCUAUAAGAUCUAUGCUGCUCCGGUAAACAAAAGGGGAUUUUUGAACGCGUGCGUGAGAAAUAUCAAAUAUGGUAAAACCCGUGAGGAUAUGAGGGAUAUAUCAAGCCAGUAUGUUAGAAAGUUCAAAGUCAUAAGUGGAUGCAGCCUGAACCACUGUCACAAACCUGAGCCAAUAUGUAAAAACAAUGGUAAAUGUUCGCCGGAUGGAAAAGACGACGUGACUUGCGAUUGUCGUUGGACUGGCUUCGUAAAAGACUACUGCCAAGAAGGUGCUCUGGAACUGAAAUUAGAUGGAACGUAUAAAGUGAUGUAUACGUCCCUCAUAACUAACGAAGACCAGGAUAGAUACAAAUUUCGCGUGAAGACAUUGCAAAAAGAUGCACUUUUGUUUUAUGCCAAAGGCGCAACUAACACUGAAGAUUUUCUCAUCAUUGAAAUUAAAUCUUCAAAAUUGAGACUGGUGAUAAAUUUCGGUGAACAAGGGGUAAACUAUACGGCUAAAUCAGGCGACAAAAUUAGCGAUGGCAAAUGGCACACAGUGGAAUACACAAAACAAUUAUAUCAUUUUACACUCAAAGUUGACAAGACCGCAGCGCAAAAAUUUUCCAUCAAAUCUAAAAGUUAUAAAAGAAUUGAUUACGGCGAAAGCUUUUUCUUGGGCGAGAUUUCACAAGAACCAUACAGAAACGAAAUCGCAAUUCAAGAUUUCAUUUGGGAAAAUGGUAAAAAUAGGAAUGAGAUCAACUUUGUGACAGGCUUGUACGAAACGUAUUUCGUUCGCAACGAAGGUUUCCAGGUGCUUCCAGAAUAUGCUCGACCAGAAUUCAACAAAGAACUACCAAAUCCCACCCCCAAACCAAUGCCAAGUACCUUUCCAACCGGUAAACCUGGUUGUAAAGAGGGCGAAUGUCUGACAAAAAGUUCAGUCUCCACCACCCAGACAACUCGUAAAUUCGAGGAACCGAAAAACGUCGCACGCAGCGAAGAUGACGACGAGGAUUCGUCCGUCACGUGGAUCGUUGUCGUGACAGUGAUUUUAUCCAUUCUGCUUUUUGCCGCGAUUGCAUUUUUGGUGCACAAAUGGAACAAGAGAUACUCCGGUGAUUUUCAAGUAAACAGAAAACCUGUUGGUCCUGCUGACACAGUAGUGCAUUACAACAAAGACGCGCAUAAAGAAAAGCAACGUCAGAUGAGGCUUUAGGCGCGUUGCGUUGGCCUACGAACGGGUGCAACCCUUACCUAUAUUCCGGGCACGAAGGCAUUCUCAUUGGCUGUCGUAGAUGUAUCCACUUUGGUGAAAUUGAGGAUUCUUAUUUAUGGAAAUUUCUGUCCAUCAGCGCUAUAUUUCCCUCGUAUUUGAAAGUUCAAUUCUUAUAAUCGAAGAUUAGUGGCUACGAUUCGAAUUUUUCUACCGAAUAUUUGUUAUCUCUCAUUGAAUCGAAGAUUCCAUUCAAUGGAAAAUAUCCUGAUUUUGGUCAAAUUUCCGGUUACGUUCCAUAGUACAGAUUUCUUAUCGGUUGAAUUUUUGCUCUUUUUGAAAAUCUGAAUUCUAAGUUCUCAUAUAAUAGUAUCUCGCAUUUGAUGGCGAGUCUAGGAUAUUCUCUCGAAACCAAUGCAUCUUAUAUGCAACUAAUAUUUAAUUACCUUUUUAUAUUUUUGUAUUACGACCAUCACAAGUGUCAAAAUUGACACGGGAAGCAGAGAAGAAAAUCAUUAUAAUGUUGAAGUUUAGGUUCUGUAUUUGUAUGUAUCAACGUGCAUUAAUAAUUUAUAAUUUUUAGAACUUAAUUCCCCCGUUUUUGGGGUAAGGGCAGCUCCAACAAGAUGUGAAAAUUAGAAGAAAAAAAAGCUUUGAGAUAGAUGAAACGGAUCGCAGUCAAGAUAAAGCCAAAUGCCCUUGCCGUUCGGGGAAUCUAAGUGAAAACUUUCAGGGAAUGAACCCUAUAUAAUAUUAUAACAAGAAUAACAUUGUUCCGUGUAACAGUAUUUACCGGUAUAGCUUUAAAAAUGGGGAAAUGUAUUCGGGAUAACUACAUUUAUAUUUAAACAAUUUCAAUAAUA